Molecule: messenger RNA, 2286 nt
Organism: Paramecium tetraurelia
Lineage: Eukaryota; Ciliophora; Oligohymenophorea; Peniculida; Parameciidae
Exons: 9
Cellular component (GO): membrane
Molecular function (GO): palmitoyl-(protein) hydrolase activity
Source: RefSeq, a predicted model, not a curated record
AUGUAAAUUACAGAUGAGAAAAAGAAAAUAAUGGCUGUCAUAGGAGUUAUUAUAUUAUUGCUUGGAAUCUUAUAUCUUGUAGAUUGGUUGAUUGUAUUGCAAUUUGGAUUUCUAGGUCACUUUAUCUUUUUUGUUGGUUUAUAUGUUUUCAUAAAGAAUACAAUUAGGUUAUUUGUAUUUCCAGGUUCUUAUUGGUUAUGGAGAAGGAAUGUGGAAAAUAGAUAUGCUAAGGCAUUAGCUAAAAGAGCAAAUAAAAGGAUGGAAGAUUUAUAAAAUUUGAUAAGGAAAUUACUAUAGAUACCUGACACAAAAGAAAUCAAAGUUGAAGAUUUAAUACCAAUUAAAAAAACCUUGCAGUCUUUUUUAAAUACUUUUUCAGCAUUAAACUAUAGAAAAGAAUUGAAUGAAUAAUAACAAAAUCUCUUUGGUUUAUGUCAAUAAUUAGAACAGAACUUAAAGGAUGUUCUAAUCGAAUCUAAAUCUCUCUAUGAUCACUUAGAUAAUCCAUCGGAUUUAAUUAACUACUCUAAAUAAACUGUGCAAGUCGAUUCAGAACUAUGUUCUAAUAUACUAGUAAUUUUGGAAAAGUUAACUCAUUAAUUAUAAGAAAUGUACAUGCCUAAAAACUUUAUUUUAGAAGCUGAAAGAUGGAUCUUUAAUAAGACUCUUGGAACGGUUGAUUAAAUGAGAGUCGAAUUAGAAAAUACAUUUAGAACUAGAAGAUUAAAGGUGCAAGGAUAUGAUGGGAAAUUGAUUGAUUGUUUAUACAUAUGUGCAAACGAGGAUGAUAUGGAGAACGAUAAAGCAGUUAUAUUUUGUUAACCGAAUGCUGGAUAUUAUGAAUACAUGUAUUAUGAAUCAGAAUGGAUUGAUUAUUACUUAAGACGUGGGAUAUCCAUGUUUUUAUGGAAUUAUAGAGGCUAUUGUGAAAGUCAAGGAUUGCCAAAUACAAAGGAUAUCAUGAAGGAUGCAGAAUCCAUUUGUGAUUAUGUAACAUCUCAAUUGAAAGUGAAUUAAUUGAUAUUUCACGGUGAAUCUCUAGGAGGAAUGGUUGCAUGUCAUUUGGGUAGAGUCAGAUAAUGUAACUUACUAUUUGCAGACAGAACCUUUUCAAGUAUAAGCAAGAUUGCUCAAGUUGGAUUUUCGAAAUAUGCUAGCUUUUUAUUUAAAUUGUUAACACCAUGGGAUUAUGAUUCUGCAAAAUCUUAUGUCGAAUGCCAAAGCUAUAAGAUUUUAGCCUUGGAUUAGAAAGAUGAAGUCAUUCCAUUUCUAUCAUCACUUAAAGUGGAUGUCACAAGAUAAAUAUUCUUGAGAGAAUUUGGAAGUUAAUAUUAAACUGAUGAGAAUUUUAAAUAAAGUGAUCAUAGUGACACACUUUGCUAAAAAGUCUUAAGAUACAUUCCUUGGAUAUCAAAAUCAGGGAGUACUGCCUUCUAUGAUAUUUGGUAUACUCAGUUAUUAAAUAAAUAAGAAAUGCUCACGUUUUUUGAUGCAAACAAAAGAAUCCAAUCUAUCAUGAAAUAAUUAGAAACUGAAAGAAUCAAAAAAACUUUAGAUGAUUCCUCUUCAAUUUAUUUAAAUGAAUCACAAGAAAUCGAGGGGCAAAUGUCAUAGAGUUAAAAUUCAACUGUUGAUAUUGAUGAGGUUACUUAAUUGGCAGGACCUUAUACUUUAUCUGAAUAAGAGAAAUCUAAUGAAAAUCUCCUGCAUUUCAUUAAGAAAAUUUCUGAAUGCUUUGAAUCCUUUGAAACUGCUUCUAUGACUUUGAAUGAUGUGUUUUCGAUUUUCAAAGAAUCACAACAAUAUGAGGUCUUUCUGGAUUACCUACUUAGUAUAUUCUUUUGGGGGUCUUACCUCCCUCUCAAAAAUAUUCCAAAAAAAAAAAUGAAUACUGUAGUUUGUCAGAAGUUAGCUUUCGCAAGAUUUACUUCCAACAUUAAUAAAAUUGAAACUCUAAUUAAGAAUGAAAAAAGUAAUUUAGAUUCUCCUAAUGGAACUAGGUUAAUUUAAGAUUUGGAAUUAAUUAUUUAACGAUUAAAGUUGAUAAGGGAUAACUUUAAAAAAACAAUGAGAAACUAACUACAAUAACCAUCACAUCAAUCAAUUUAAAUCGAAAUGAAGGAAACAGAAGAAAAAAAAUCAAAAGCAUCCAAAAUUAAUGAAUCAUUAAAGAAUUAGUUAGGAUCCUUAAUUCCCUUAGGAUGUGGUCAUAACGGAAAUUUGAAUCAAACAGAAGUAGAAGUACUUGACUUUCAUAUGUUAUAAGCUGGAGUUGUAAAAUAUUGA